Molecule: messenger RNA, 774 nt
Organism: Boleophthalmus pectinirostris (great blue-spotted mudskipper)
Lineage: Eukaryota; Metazoa; Chordata; Actinopteri; Gobiiformes; Gobiidae
Gene: pi15a
Product: peptidase inhibitor 15a
Exons: 5
Coding region: 1-774 (257 amino acids)
Cellular component (GO): extracellular region
Source: RefSeq, a predicted model, not a curated record
AUGAAGCCGCAAUUAUUCGUUUUAACAAUCCUGUGCGUCUCAUGUGGAGCAAGUGCACUGGCUACUCGUAUCCCUGGUGCGCCCGUGUCAUCCAUAGUCGACAACUUCUCAGCGGUCUUUGGCACAGCGCAGAAUAAUGGAACAGACUCGUCCAUAUCAAAAAGCAGAAGGAAGCGUUAUAUUUCAAUGAACGACAGGGUGGCAAUUCUUGAUUACCACAACAAAGUCAGAGGACGAGUGUUCCCUCCAGCAUCCAACAUGGAGUACAUGGUCUGGGAUGACAUGCUGGCUAAGACUGCUGAGGACUGGGCUCACGCCUGUCUGUGGGAGCAUGGCCCUCCUUACCUCCUCCGCUUCUUGGGUCAGAACCUCUCAGUCAGGACGGGGCGGUAUCGCUCCAUUCUGCAGUUGGUGAAGCCUUGGUAUGAUGAAGUCAAAGAUUACACUUUCCCAUACCCCCGAGACUGUAACCCCCGUUGCCCUCUGAAAUGUUCUGGACCCAUGUGCACCCACUACACACAGAUGGUUUGGGCAACAUCAAACAAAGUGGGCUGUGCCAUCCACACCUGCCACAAUAUGAAUGUAUGGGGUUCUAUAUGGAAACGUGCCACAUAUUUAGUCUGCAACUAUUCACCAAAAGGUAACUGGAUUGGUGAAGCCCCAUAUAAAGUAGGUGUCCCAUGCUCGGCCUGUCCGCCCAGUUAUGGAGGCUCCUGCAGUAACAACAUGUGCUUCCCCACACUCAAGACAAACUACCUGCACUGGUUCAAAUAG